AUGCUUCGUUGCACUGGGUUUGCCAAGGAGUGCCCGAUGCCCCUGAUCCUUGCCAACUGCGGCGCGAUUUUCGUUCAAGGCUUGCCAGGUCUCCUGGCAGCUGGGGGCUUCCGCGCCGACAAGAUUCCGCUCAGGGAGGAGGUGCUGCAGGCAGGUGCCAACAUCUUCGAUGCCACCUCCUCCGUGGAAUACGUGGAUGUUUUCGUGAGUCACCGCUGUGACGCAGCGAGGUGGCCAAAAUACAUGGCAUUGUGUCUCUACCUGAAUCUGCCACUGGCCGUAACGUGCUCGGUGGCAGUUUGGCUGCUAACAGCGGUGGCGCUGGCCGCGCGCGCGGGGUCUGUCUCCGGUCUUGCAGCUUUGGCCCACCCCCUGUUACUGCCCGUUUUGGUGCUGUUCCCCAUGGUCGUGUUUCUUCUCAUCUUCUUCUUCGGCCACCAUGCCUCAAAUCUAUGCCGGCCUUUGUGCUUCUGGUUGGACCGUGCCUGCAUCCACCAAACCGACUUCGAGCUACAGCAUCGACAGAUCCAGGCGCUGCCGGUAUUUGUGGCUCGGUCCUCCUCCAUGCUGGUGCUAUGGGACGAUGAGUACUUUCAGCGACUCUGGUGCCAGCUCGAGCUGGCGACCUUUGCCAAGCAUGGCGACAUCAAGAAGGUGAGUUUUCUACCUCUUUGGCUUGCGCCGUGGCUGCUGUCGGCCUUUGCAAUCGACCUUUUUCUGGUCGCCGUCUGGUUCCUCUUCGAGCUGAUCCCACCAAGUAUGUUGUCUUGGUUGAUGGAUGCUGUGACGCCGGACAUUGUGCGGGGCACGCGCUUUGCUUUCGACGUGGGCUUUGCAAUACUCUUUGUAGUAGCAGGAAUGUCGGUGGGGCUUUUGGUUGCCUUGACCUGGUCGUCCUACUGCAGAACCAAGCUGAGCAGUCAUGCCUUGAUGCUGGAGCAGAUGUCGAACUUCGACUGGAGGGCUGCGAAGUGCACGAAGGCGGAAGACCGCCGCAUAGUGCAGCAUCAGAUGUGCGAGCUCUUUCGUGAAGGCAGAGAGAUGAAGGAGGUGGAUCAGCAGGCAGACCAUCAACAGACUUCAUCCACUGCCAUGGGCGAGCCUGAUGCGGAUGCACUGCCCCACGUCUCUGACGAGCCGUGUGGGAUGUUGCUCGACGAAGGGCCCCUGGAUGCGUUCAAUGCUUUCAUUCGAGGCUCCGUGCGAACGUUUGUCUUGGACCGCGUCGGUGGCGAGAUGCACGUUCCGUACAGCCUGUGCCUUGUUGCUGCUCUGCCCACGAGCUUUUAUUCAUUGGUGGAUAUUUCGUACACCCUUGCCAACGAAGAGCUCGUCCGUGCAAGUGGACUUUCAUCCGUUGAGGCUUUCGCUUGUGCAAACUGCUUAAGUUGGCCUGCCUUUGUACUACUGAUUCUCCCCAUCUACUACCCCAUCUAUCUUCGCAUGCUCAAGCAUGCUUUGUACAUCCAAUCCAGACCGCUGCGGCUUGUUCUGACAAUCGUCAGCGGUACAGCGACCCACGCCUAUGGCGCCGCCUGCAUGGCCAUCGUCGAGAGUUCUGCGACGCUUUGCGUGCAGCAAGCUGCGUUUAGCUGGGUCCUGCCGCUCGUCCUGCUGCUUCUCCUCCUUCAGCUGCGAUGCCUUUUUCACGGCGGCGGUCCUCAACUUUGCUGCCAGUCGCAGUUGGAUUCAAGGCAUUCGGGGGAUCCCAGCUACCGACCCUUGUAUGCAGAAGAUGCCUGA
This is a messenger RNA of Symbiodinium natans, 1743 nucleotides long. The record is from the annotation of a GenBank genome assembly. NCBI's taxonomy places the organism in Eukaryota, Dinophyceae, Suessiales, Symbiodiniaceae.